Bombus pascuorum is the source of this 2564-nucleotide messenger RNA. RefSeq names its product Krueppel homolog 1-like. Gene Ontology annotation, biological process: regulation of transcription by RNA polymerase II. The transcript has 5 exons. Gene Ontology annotation, molecular function: RNA polymerase II cis-regulatory region sequence-specific DNA binding; DNA-binding transcription factor activity, RNA polymerase II-specific. Gene Ontology annotation, cellular component: nucleus. Lineage: Eukaryota; Metazoa; Arthropoda; Insecta; Hymenoptera; Apidae. Bases 430 to 2370 code for a protein of 646 amino acids. The record is from RefSeq and is a predicted model, not a curated record.
GAACGGGAAACGAAUUCCGCGUCGAACAUGGUUCUUGAGCGUGGAUGUCGCAACGAGCAUCGAGAGUUCAAAGUCAAACGAUCGGAACUAAAAUUAGUAAACGGUAGUUGAAAAUAGCGGCAACUAAAUUUUAUGCGAGCUCCAUUUAUCAUCGAACAUACGGUUCAUUCAUGAAUGCUAUCGCACGUUAGUUGGAGGCUCGGUAAUUCCAGAAAUUCUCACAAUACUGUUUCACUCACGUGCUACUCGCGAUUACUCGAGCCACUAUCGCUUUCUAUCACGCGUGACUCGUUGCAACAUCCCGACUCGUGUUCUUAGAGCCUCUGUAACUUUCCAUUGUACACCAGCCUGCCACGUAUAAUUUUGCAAACGAAUCCUAACCUUCCGUUCCGUAUUACGAAGUCAAUCUUAUAUCGCAAAAUUUACAGAAUGAAAGUUUCAGGUUGCAGCGACAUGCAUCUCGAAGAUUACCACGCGAACAGAAACGAGGAGAACGUGCAACGGGCGGUUUCCAAGAACAUGAAACAGGAGGCUUUUAACAGUUUGCACCUAGCACCUAUCGCGACCAUAAACACCAGCGAUCAAUCCUGUUGGAUCGCUUCUCACGCAGACAGCGUCUCCUCUCCCGUAUUGCCAAACAAUUUCAGUCCCAGAGAGUACACGGACUGGGAGCAACUCACGACCGUCUUCCAGUAUCCCUGUCAACCGUACUCGUCCACAGACAGGUCACCGGUAAGCGCAGGUAGUGAAACUACCACGCCAACCUGGAACAACGUCGUUCGCAGCGAAGCAUCGGACUGUUCCAAUAGCCAAAGAUUACCUUCCGUUGGUUCUGCCUUUUCUUUCUCGAGAACUUUCUGCAAUACGAUCUAUCCAGAGUACCAGGGAUAUCAGGAUUACCAAGAGUAUCAGGACGACGUAUCUUUGGCCUCUUUGCCUCUCGUCCUUCAUAAUCAAACGGAAGAUCAGGUGUUCAAUGGUUCCAUGCAGGCAGCCACGGAUGAAUUCGAUCUCAGUUUAAUCAGAGGCGAUCCUACGUCGUUGUUAAACAACGUGGAAUCUCCUUCUUCACCGUCGUCCACGUACCUGGAAGAGCUUCAGGAUCCGUUUUCUAACCUGACUGGAUCCUGCUACCCGGUUGGACACUUGGUCUCCGGGCAGCAAACCUGCGUUUCCACUAUGAAUUUUGUCAACGAUACUGGAUUGAACGAUGGAUUUGCGAAUCAAGUUGUUCUGCCCAGGAACGAAGGAUUGUUGCUGACUGACAGAAGAGUACCGGUGUCCAAGCCUGCGAGCGAUACGGAGGCCCGAAGCAAAUCUUUCGACUGUUCAACGACAGACGACAACUUGACGUCGACGUAUCAGUGCCGAUGGAUAGACUGUGGCUGCGCUUUCGCCGAACAAGAGGGUCUGGUGCGACAUAUCGAAAGAAGACACGUCGAAUCCUCGUCGUCGAACGCGCAUGGACACGGAAGACGAGUUCAAAGGGACAGAGACAAGGAUAAAGACAAAGAGGGAGAGGGUUACACCGGUUCCGUGAGCGGCCAGGACGAAUUCGCUUGCCUUUGGCAAGGAUGUCCGCGUGCUCGACCUUUCAACGCCAGAUACAAGCUACUGAUUCAUAUGAGGGUCCAUAGCGGAGAAAAGCCCAAUAAGUGUCCGUUCACCGGAUGCAAGAAGGCGUUUUCACGAUUGGAGAACCUGAAGAUUCACCAAAGAUCUCACACGGGAGAAAGGCCAUACGCCUGUCAGCAUCGCGGUUGCUCCAAAGCGUUCAGUAACAGCAGCGAUCGCGCGAAACACCAGAGGACUCAUUACGACACGAAACCGUACGCGUGUCAGGUUAGCGGAUGCGGGAAAAGGUACACAGACCCGUCGAGUCUCAGGAAACACGUGAAAAAUCACUCGGAACCAACAACGCCGUUGUCCAACUUGUCAUUGACAUCGGAUAGCAAGGCUUCAGGUAACGUGACUAAAAGUUCAAGCAACUCGCGGCACGAUCCGAUUUCUACCAGUUCGAGGCAACAGCAACAACAAGCACGAACGUCGAUCGUUUACACCACGGAAUCGAAUUAUCGAACGUAUAAGACUUCGGAGUCUUACGCGGACGAGGACGCGGACCUGUUCCAAACGAAUCUAUGUCAGGACGAUAGGAUUUCCAUGAACCUUGACAGCAAUCAAGAGUACGUGCCGAUCGAAUCUGUGAAGCGCUUUCUCAUCGACGAUGUCAGCGCGUCUGGAUCGCACGUGGACGGCACAGGGUACCAGGUCGAGGAUGAAAUGCCUGACUUUCAAGAGCUCGGAUCCGACAUCGAACAACAAUUUCUCGAGCUAAGCAGUCUCGAUGACGCGGUUUUCAUCGACGGUUGAGAAGCAUGUUUAUUAUAGGAGGAGGAUCGAAGAAGACUUCGCGGCAAACGCGCCAUAUUUCCAAAGACUUGUUUCCAUUUCUUUUUGUACUCGAUUUUUAUACACUUUCGCUCGAUUAGAUAAAUUUCAUCGACAGAUAUAUUUUUGUACAUAGACGAUUGUAUAUAUCGUUAAAUAUACGAUUUUCAUUAUUA